AACACUUGCACUGAGCCUGCUGCCUUUGGUGUUUCUUCUGCCUGCCUCUCUGCUUCCCUUGCUACUUCUGCUGCUUCUGCUGUCUUUGCUGCCCCUGUUUUUUUUCUCACUCUUACAUCAUGAAUAAUCAAGACCCCCUGCAACCGGCCCCUUCUUCUAUAUUGGUUUCUGGUGAUGCUGGUUCCUCUAAUAACACUGCCAAUAUCAACAUCAGCUCUGCUGCCAACAAUAACCUUCCCAAUAAUACCCUCACCAAUCUUGCUAAAAAAAACCCUAACAAUGACACAAACAACUCAGAAUCCACAGAUAUUGAUAUGGUCGGCAUUAAUAAUGGAAAUUUUGCUCAGAAUAAUCUCUAUAUUGAUCUCCAAGACCCUCAGUUUGUUUCUAAAGAUCCUUUAAAGCCUGUGUCCUCUUCAAACAACUCUCCAGUCUUAUCUUCAACGAAUAACCCUACAACAAUAAACGAUCAAAAUUUGGAUUUGUCAAAGACAAAGACAAAUACUAAUACUAACACUAACACUAAUACUAAUAAUAAUAAUAAUAAUAAUAAUAAUAAUAAUAAUAAUAAUAAUAAUAAUGCAAAUAACAACAAUACAGUUAAUAACAUGAAUCUGAUAAAUAAUGGCUUAUCCAAUAUCGAUAUCAAUACUACUCAAAAUCAAAUUCAGAAUCAAAACCAAAAUAAAAUUCAAAAACCAAAUCAAUCUCAAAUUCAAAACAAAUUUCAAAAAAUAAAAUCACAACUACAAUCACAGCAAUUAUUAUCUCAACAGAUUUACCUACGAAACCUGCAACAACCUCAACAAUCCCAACAACCUCAGCAAAUGCCUCUACAACAUCAACAUCAGCAGCUAAAACCUCAAAUUCCACAACAACAACAGUCUCCCAAACAAACUAGUUCAGAUCAGCCCGAACUAACUGUUCCAACAAAAUUUGAAUGGAUUCAAGAAGGUACUGAAGUUAAUGUAUUUGGCUCUUUUACAAGAUGGACAAGAAUGAUCAGAUUAUACAAAGAUCCUUCAAUCGAUGGAUUUUCUGUUUAUAUCAACUUACCUCCCGGCUCCUAUCGUUACAAAUUCUUAGUAGACGGUGAAGUUAAAACUUCAGAUUAUGCCUUAAGCGCAACUGAUCAAUCUGGUCACUUGUUCAAUUUUAUAGAAGUUUUUCCUCCUUCAAAUUUGAAACAAAAACAACACAAUGCAACUGAAUCUUUAAAAUUGGAAAAUGAAAAAAUUAAACAAAUUUUGAAAAAUAAAGAAGAAGAACAAAAACAAAAUUCACAACUAGACUCUUUCAAAAAGGCUAAAUCCCAAGUCUUCUUGGGAGUAGAUGAUGAUGAAGAUGAUAUGGGUGAUGGUUAUUCAAGAUUUCAUGAAAAUGAUCAUGAAGUCGAUGAUAGUGAUAACAAUAACAAUAGCAAUAACAGCACCAGCACCAACAGCACUAACAACAAUAACAACAAUACAAAUACAAACAACACCAAUAUUAAUAGUUCAAAAAAUAACCAGAAUAGUAACAAAAACAAAAGUAACCAAAAUUCGUCAAAAAAAAAAUUAGUUUACACCCAGCAAAUUCCCCCAGUAUUCACUGAACAAAAAAUUAUGGAACAGUAUUAUAGAACUUUAGAACAUUCUCAUCGCCAUGGCAAUAAUGCUAAUGUUCAGUGGCUAAUUCCUCCACAACUUCCUCCCCAUUUAGAAAACGUCAUUUUGAAUAGCUACAGCAAUCGAGAAAAUAAUAGAGAAAAUGCAUCGGGCUCUUUGCCUAUUCCAAAUCAUGUUGUUUUAAACCAUCUAGCCACAACCAGUAUCAAGCAAAACACUUUGGCCACUGCCAUCACUGUCAGAUACCAAAAUAAAUAUUUAUCCCAGCUUUAUUAUGCUCCUUUAUAGUACACACCCAGAAUCAAAUGCAUGGCUUUCAAUUGGACUGGAAUGAAAACAGCUGCUUGGUCAACCAUUCAUCUUAUAUAAUCAUCUCAAUAAAUCUUUCUACUCUUUUUUUCUCUCUUUUGUGUGUUUAAUUUUUUUUUCAGUUUAAUUUUUGUUUUAGUUAAUUUUCUC
Messenger RNA from Ascoidea rubescens DSM 1968, 2066 nucleotides. It is a transcript of the gene GAL83, whose product is annotated as Gal83p. The coding region runs from base 120 to 1895 and encodes 591 amino acids. The transcript has a single exon. The record is from RefSeq and is a predicted model, not a curated record. Gene Ontology annotation, cellular component: cytoplasm; nucleus; nucleotide-activated protein kinase complex. Gene Ontology annotation, molecular function: protein kinase binding. Gene Ontology annotation, biological process: signal transduction. NCBI's taxonomy places the organism in Eukaryota, Fungi, Ascomycota, Saccharomycetes, Ascoideales, Ascoideaceae.